Molecule: messenger RNA, 1475 nt
Organism: Stegodyphus dumicola
Lineage: Eukaryota; Metazoa; Arthropoda; Arachnida; Araneae; Eresidae
Product: glycerophosphodiester phosphodiesterase 1
Biological process (GO): N-acylethanolamine metabolic process; phospholipid metabolic process; ethanolamine metabolic process
Cellular component (GO): plasma membrane
Molecular function (GO): glycerophosphodiester phosphodiesterase activity
Source: RefSeq, a predicted model, not a curated record
CAGGCCGUAGCAGUUGUCCGUGAUAUGUUUCGUAAGCAUAAAGAGUUGUAUGAAAUGGCUUUGGUCGCUUCCUUUUACCCUUCUUUCAUUUAUCAGCUACGGCGAGUGGAUCCGAAAAUAGUGACGGCCCUCACCUUUCGACCUCGCUUCCUGUCCUACACAGAUAUCCCUAAUGGCAGACCUCGCUAUGAUUCGACGUGGAAGACUCAGCUAGCCCUGGUCGGCGACGCAGUACUGGAGUGGGCCUUCCACAACAUCCUAUGGUACCUCACUGGUGUGUCUGCAGUUCUCAUACACAAAGACUACCUCUCAGCGGAGUAUGUUCGUAUGUGGAAUUCAAGGAAUGUUCACGUCAUAGCCUGGACACCGAAUCAGCGCGUGGAGAAAGAAUACUUAAAGAAAGUACUCAACGUCACCUGUAUUACAGACACCCUAUUAUGAUGGAAUGCGGAAUUCCUUCUUAUUUGUCUUUCGCCAUUUUUUUUUAAUCUGAAAUUUAUCUGUUAAUGUUAUUUGGGGGACCAAUUUCUUUUUUUAGAAAUGAUAUGAUUUUUCAGUUCUUACUCAGCUGAUUUGGCGCUAUUGCUAAAAUAAAAAGUAUGUAUUUUUUAAAAAUUAUAUUUUAAAAAAUUAAGCUCCAUAUUUUGGAAAGUUGUGAAAUUUUAUUCAUUUUUUACUCUAAUAGUAGCUUUCAAGUAUGUUUUUUACUGCAAAUAGCUGCUUGGGCGGAUAGCCACCUAAAUUAAUUAUUAUAAAAAAGAAAAUCACUCAAGCUCCGCUAUAGCGAACUUCCAAAUCUAUAAGAAUCGGUUAUAAUGAGUUCCACGGUUAUUUUGAUUUUUUAACCUUUUUCACGGAAUUUAUGCAACUUUCACGUGAAAAAUUACAAACCCUUAAAUUUAUCCCGUUUGGGGUUUAAAUAGCAAACUUCGAACUUAGACUCACGGAACCCUUAGAACUAUUAGGUUUUUUUAGGGCACCCCAUCCUAUCCCAACCUUAGUAAACUUUAUCUUAAAGUAAUAUUUAAAGUUGAUCAAUGUGUUUUAUGUACUUUAUGUAAAGACAAUUAAAGUACUGUAUAUUUUAUUAAAAUUUUAAUAUAAAAUUAAUGUAAUUAUUAAUAGCAUUGAUUUGUGCUGCAGGUGUUACCAACCUUUGCACUGCAUUUAGUGACUGAGGUGUGCGUACAUUUUUUUGGCACAAACUGUCGAAGUCUUGCUCUAUUUAUGUUAUCUGCUGUCGCAUUUCAUAUUCUGCCUUUAAUUUGUUCCGAUAUUUUGUUUUUGUUGCCACUUGCAUUGAGAAAAAUUUUCCACUUAAAUAUUGUUGUUCCGAAUAGCAUGACUAUGUGUCUACUUGUGUGGGAAAGUUCUGGAAAUUUUGCAUAAAUCUACAUUCAAAAAUUUAGGAGCUGCCCUUGCUUACAUUUGAAUUUUAAUGUCAAAUCUGUUAUGCUUGCAUGUCGAUAAGUUGU